Diaporthe citri is the source of this 828-nucleotide messenger RNA. RefSeq lists its product as uncharacterized. NCBI's taxonomy places the organism in Eukaryota, Fungi, Ascomycota, Sordariomycetes, Diaporthales, Diaporthaceae. The transcript is spliced from 2 exons. The record is from RefSeq and is a predicted model, not a curated record. Bases 1 to 828 code for a protein of 275 amino acids.
AUGUCGUACUUUGACCGCACUGCUUCGACUUUCGCCGGCCGCAAACGCUCCAGAGACGAGGCAGCAGCCAACCUCGACGACCCGGAGAAGGUGGUCCCAGCUCCUAAAGUCGAAGAGCCUGAAGACGAGUGGGAGUAUGGCCCCGGCAUGGUUCUCAUCAAGAAGACCACCCCCUACACUACCGACGCUGGCAGCCAAUCCGGUACCUGGCUUGAGGAGAAGGCUGCUCAAGAGCAUGCUCGCAAACUUGAGGAGGCCACAAUCGCCCAGAAGAAGCUCUCUCAAGAACGUUCUUCCCUGCGGAGCAACAAGUCGCAGCGUCUUGGCCUCGCAAACGACCCUGUCCCCUCAAACCACAUCGCACAAAGCAACGGGAACAACUCUGGCCGCGAUACCUCGCCUGACGCGCCCAAACAACCGGUCGUCGACGACUUCACCAUGCAUCUCGGCAUUGGGUGGGCUCGUCUCAGUGACGACGAGCACAUUCAAGCAGCCGCUCGUGGCUGGGCUCGCUACAUUGACAACCACUUCCCUGUCACUGGCGCCAGGAUUCUCCUGCAAAAGUCCCAAGAGGCCUACCUUGUUCAAGCCCGCGAGGGCUUCUUUCUCUUUGCCGAAAACCUGCGUGAGGGCCGACUUGUCAGCUCGGAUCCCGAGCGUGCCUUCCUCAACCUCAAGUCAUGCCCUGCCGUCUUCGAUGGCCCCAUGAUGGCUGCCGUCGAGUCUCCUCGACCUCAAUUCCAAGACACCCACAACUCGACGUGGAACACUGCCUCGACCUCUCAACGACUUCCUACUGUUCCCGACAUGGACGUGGACAUGAACUGA